Hyaloscypha bicolor E is the source of this 1053-nucleotide messenger RNA. RefSeq lists its product as uncharacterized. Bases 56 to 739 code for a protein of 227 amino acids. Lineage: Eukaryota; Fungi; Ascomycota; Leotiomycetes; Helotiales; Hyaloscyphaceae. The transcript has a single exon. The record is from RefSeq and is a predicted model, not a curated record.
CUUUCCUUGAGCGACAGAAUACCAAUUCAGAACCAAUUACUCUACCCGUCCAUAAAUGUUCUACGACUCGGCUCUGUAUAACAAUCUCCGAGAGGUGGAUCGCGCGUCAGACCACUUCGAAGCGCGCGAUGACCCAGACUCAGUCAUUCGCUCGCUUGAAACGCUUUUUAGAAAGCACUCUGUAACGGACACCCUCGGAGUUGCUCUCCUGCAUCGACACUUUGAGCUUAAGCCGGAUGAGGUCGUCGUGGACUUGAGAGGAAUUGCCACGCCUUGGCAUAUAAGCUCUCUAAAGAACUCCAAUUACCAGGGCAUUGGCGCAGUCCUCCCUCUGUCCCUGAUGCUCAUCGAAGGACAGCCUCGUGCCUAUGAGUUUUACUUCGACAUGGAUUUUUCUCGCUCACCCGUUGAAAUACCCAAAGACUUUAUCUCUGAGUACGAGGCUAUCUUAGACACUCAUGGACUCAAGGAGACUCUGGGUUUACGAGUUUUGCGAACAACUGAUGACCGCCCGGGUGGCUCAACCAUGGAGUAUUCUGAGCGCUAUGCAACUUUCACCAUCCCGAUGGGAGAGAAGAAGCAGUCUGAUUAUACAAAUAACGGCAAAGUGCGAGUAAUCAAGACAACUUGGAACUUCACCGGACACGGUGACGGGAACGGUGGGUCCUGCUCACAUUAUUGUUGGCAUUGCGGACAUUGUGGGCAUUGUGGUAGCCAUCAAUACUGCAUCUGCCAUUAGUCCUGCUCACUAGGUAGCUUUACUCAAGGAUCUAAACUAUAAGAAGAGAUGAAAUCGUCACGGCGAAAACCUUAGAGGUGUCGCUGAAGUACUUGUAUAUCAAUCGGGCAAGCAGUGACUUGGUUUCCAAGAAGGAGAGCCGAAUUUGACGAUGCAUUCUCCUCUAGGGCGUUGUCAUCCCCGGUCUUGACCGGUUGUGGGCUCGUUAGCUAUCUUUUAAAACACGUAUGAGAGCAAAGAAUGAGGUUUUCGUCUUUUCAUGCAGAGAUUUAUUAAGAAAGUGUUAAUGUUGUAUCCUCCUUCUCUCCUUUCGU